Messenger RNA from Morus notabilis, 1650 nucleotides. RefSeq lists its product as uncharacterized. The transcript is spliced from 6 exons. Lineage: Eukaryota; Viridiplantae; Streptophyta; Magnoliopsida; Rosales; Moraceae. The coding region runs from base 100 to 1650 and encodes 516 amino acids. The record is from RefSeq and is a predicted model, not a curated record.
AUAGUUCCAUUAUCAUCAUCUUCACUUCACCUCCCAACCUCUCUCCAACUAAGCCCCUCUCUCUCUCUCUCUCUCUCUCUCUCUCUCUCUCUCUCUAAAAUGGGUUCGAGCAACAGUCGAUUGGGAUCGCGUCGUCCUCGGCCCCGAGUCAACCGCUCUAUAAUCUCCUCUCUCAUCUGCGGUGGUUCCGAUUCUCGCUCUACCUAUCAGGUGGAAGAACAGUAUGAACAAAUCCGUGAAGUUCAGAACCCAAGAGUGGAAUCUUCACUUUCUGCCAGUUCAAGAACAGGAUUUACCAGUUCAAAUACUGAAAUUGUAGCUAAUUUGAAUGGAUUUUCUGAAGAUGGUUUAAGAAGUAUUGGAACAAGUAAUAGUACAUUCUUGUCUGAAUGUAAGGAGCUAACUUCUCCUGAUCAGGUGAGUACUGGUUGUGGUCAUGAUGAAUCUUCUAUGGGUACUAAUCAUAGUACUACUACAUCUAGUACUUUGUUUAAAGAACAACAAUCUUCAGACGCAGUUUCUGUGAUUGUUUCUCCUAACGCGGGUGCGGUAAAUGGUAUUGGUAGUUCAGCGCACAAUGGUGCCGAGGUUAUGCAUCCAAGCAGUUCGCCCACUCAGGGACGUGGCAGUUCAUGUUCGGACACAGUGCCUUCUGAUGAGAAUCACACGGCCGAUGUAAUGGCCAUUGGUAGCUCUGGUUCCGAUUCCCACUCUGUUCAACUUUCCAAUCCACCGGUGCCUUUUCACCCAUUUGGAAGUGAACCCCUUCAUGAGGUAAUACCUUCGGGUUUAGGGUUCCUGGUCUCCAACAGGGAAAGGGCCCGAGCUGAUGGCGGGCUACUUCAAGUGGAUGUCGUGAGUAUUUCUUCCAACGUACUGUCCAAUAGCAAUCCUGAUGCAAGUAACCGUGAGGCCAGGAGAAAUAGUAGAAGACUAUUCUGGGAUGCUUUCUCACGACGCAGUUCCAGAAGGCUCAUUGAUUCUCCAACCAUUGUUUUUUCAAUGGAUGAUAAUGAGGAACUAGGAUCUCAUGACCGGUGGCUACUUGGUUUCAGUGGUGACUUUUUUGAUGAGGGGAAUGGAAUUGAUUCUAGAUACCUAGGUAGUAGGAUUCCAUAUUCAAGUGAACGAAGACGACACUCAAGAUCUGAGGUCUGGGAGAGACUUCGUGGUGGCCUUGACGAGUAUGGUAGACGAAGUAUGUUUUGCCCGUCAGGGCACCACCCGGAUGGUACAUGCUCAUGUGAGUCGUUAUUGAUGAAUGAAGAGUCCACGACUCGAGCUAGUAUAUCAAGAAUUGUCAUGCUUGCUGAAGCUUUAUUUGAGGUUUUGGAUGAAAUUCACCGCCAACCUGUGUCGCUUUCCCUAUCCAUGGUCUCAAGUCCUGCUCCAGCAUCCGUCGUCGACUCAUUCCCUCUCAAGAGCCAUUCCAGGCUAGACAAGGCCGAUGCUCGUGAUGAGGUUUCAGAGUGUUACAUUUGCCUUGCUGAAUAUGAAGAAGGGGACAAAAUUCGGGUCCUUCCUUGCCAGCAUGAGUAUCACAUGUCAUGUGUGGAUAAGUGGCUUAAAGAGAUUCAUGGAGUAUGUCCACUUUGUCGGGGAGAUGUUCGUGAGAACUUAACAGACAACUCAGAGAUACCUUCUGUCUGA